AUGGACUCACCGAGCACGUCCCAAGCCGACGACAAGAGUGCUCCCAUCAGUGAAGCAGAGAGAAAGAAGCUCCGUAAUCGGCUUUCACAGCGGGCUUUCCGUCGCAGGCAAGCGGAAUGUAUCAGAGAACUACGCAACCGCGUAAAUGCGGACCAGCGGCCUGAUAGCGAGCGAGUGGAGGCGCUGCAGAGAGAGAACAAGAUGCUGAGACAGCAAUUAAUCGAGGUUCAGGCCAAAAUGUCUAAAGUCUUGGCUUCUGUUCAGUUAUUAAGUGACUCUGUUACUAAAACGCUGGACGACACCAAAGACGGGAGUCAUUCACCGGAAGAGGCGGACCAGGAAGGAGAUGUUUUGACUCAGAAGAAAGAUCAACAUAUAUCAAACUCCUCGAUGAAUUCGUUGGAUCUCGACUCUUUUGACCCGUCCAUUCUUGACUUUGAUGUGCCUUUUGUGUCAACAAACACUACGCAAUCAGCUCCAGAGCCAACAAAUAGUCUCACCUCAGAGCUCAUCAACGUCACAGGAACGAAUCCGUUAUACUCUCAGAUACCCAGCAUAUGGAGCCACGAGUAUCAGAUGGGCCUGGAGCCUUACAUCACUGCCAUCAACGCAACCGAAGAAUCAAGUCUGGUAUUGGGCAAAGAUUACGCAUUCACAAACUCUCCCUUUUCGGAUCACAUACAGUUGCUUCAAAAAAUGUUGAAAACUAAGCUUACCACACUCGGUUUUGUUCCAGAGGGUCAUCAUCCUGUACACAGUGUCUAUCAGCCAGUAUUAAUGGUCCUUUCCAUGUUUAAUAGUAUGACUCGCCCAGACGUGAUGGCAUGGUAUGCCAAGACACGUUUCUAUCACAUUAUCGAACUCACCGCCUGGCAACUCUAUCCUUCGGCAGCAACUUUUAACAAGCUCCAUCCUCGGUAUCGCCCUACCAAAGCACAAUUGGAAAAUCCUCACCCUGGAAUCAUUGAUUGGAUACCUUUCCCAUCGAUCCGAGACCGGUUAAUCCAGCUACACUCGGCCAAUCCACACAUUGACCAGAUCUUCUGCGACGCAGUGACAGGCUACGUGGUAGAGGCACUCAUGUCAGACCUGAUACUGGGUACCCCGCCGAUAAUGGUCUACGUACGUGUUACAGAUCUUAUCAACACAAUGGCUCGAUCAUCUGGAGAUGAGUCCAUGACUGCUGUUCUACCUGCUCCGGAUAUUUCAACCCUGUUUUCUUCGCCCGCAUACGCAAGAGCAGCAUUCAAUAAAUUGAAUAUGGACAAGGGAGCAGGUUAUUACAAGAUUGACCCCGCUUUCUUCGAAAAGUAUCCGGAGCUGUGGGAUCAAGCGGGAGGCCUGACAGCAACUGGCAUGCCUCUUAAGCCAAAAUAUCAAAAGAUACUUACGUAUCCGAAACCGCUGGAUCCAUCUACAGUGGAGACUUACCGAAGCUUCAUCGACUUUUCUCUCGAUGCAGCGAGUACGAUUUAG
Messenger RNA from Fusarium venenatum, 1476 nucleotides. RefSeq lists its product as uncharacterized. Gene Ontology annotation, biological process: regulation of DNA-templated transcription. The record is from RefSeq and is a predicted model, not a curated record. Gene Ontology annotation, molecular function: DNA-binding transcription factor activity. Lineage: Eukaryota; Fungi; Ascomycota; Sordariomycetes; Hypocreales; Nectriaceae.